Molecule: messenger RNA, 609 nt
Organism: Lodderomyces oxycetoniae
Lineage: Eukaryota; Fungi; Ascomycota; Pichiomycetes; Serinales; Debaryomycetaceae
Gene: NUO2
Product: Nuo2p
Exons: 1
Coding region: 1-609 (202 amino acids)
Source: RefSeq, a predicted model, not a curated record
AUGUCUGGUGGUCCUGUCCCAAUAUGGAAGAAAUACACAACUAGAUCAAGAGGUAUAUGGGAGAAAUUGAGACAAUUAUUAGUGCUCGUACCAAAUAGAUCAUCAGGUAAUCCAGUUGUUUCGCUAUUUAGAAGUAUUCCACCUGGUGAACGAGUUCGUGAAGCUAAAGCAUACCAAGAUCCAAUAACGGUUCCAGCAGGCGAUAUCAAGGGAAAUCCUUAUUUUAAAAGAGAUUAUAGAAGAAACUACCCUCAGACUCACGCUUUUGAUCAAACUAAAAUCUCGGGAUUAUUGCAAUUGGGAAAUGCAGCACAUCCAAGAAUCUCUAUAGGAGAUAAGGGCAAUAAGGAGUUGAGUACAUAUACAGCUGCCAAAGAAGUAGUUUGUUUGUCCAACACCUUGUCUCAUGUGCCCGAAACAGUCGUACGAGGCGAAAUCUUGGGACAACAAGGAGAACCAAUUGUGGCACCAAGUUUAAACAAGUUUAAGUGGGAAAUCUUGCCUGAAAGUGUUCAUGGAAUGUAUACUGAUCAAUACCCAUGUCGCAUGUUCACCGAUAUCAAAUCGAAAAACCCACAUCCUUUACAACAGAGCACUUCACCACUUUAA